CUCUAUAUGGUUUUAAAUGCUCCCCCCUGUCGCUACCUUACUCUCCACAGCAAAACACAAACAUCAUGGCCCAAUAUCUAUCUAACCUUCUCCUGCAUCCCCCUCCUACACUUCCCGGCCUUCCAACCCGAUCUUCCUUGUCCCUCGAGGGUGUCUGGUCAUUCGGGGCUAAAGACAAACGAGUUAACUCUGAAAAUUCUCGCUUUGGAUAUUGCAGCGCUAUAUCCAAGCCUCGCAUUCAAGAUGUGUUUCAAAAUGGCCUGCCAGUCUUAAAGUGGCAUGAGAUUGUGGAGGAUGACAUAGAGAGGGAAGCUCUGAAGCAAUUAAAGGUUUCCACAUCAAAUCAUAUAAAGGAACGUGUCGAGUCCAUCAAAUCGAUGUUGGGCUCCAUGGAAGAUGGAGAAAUAACCAUUUCAGCUUAUGACACAGCAUGGGUUGCUCUGGUUGAAGAUAUUCAUGGAAGUGGUCUUCCCCAGUUCCCAUCCAGCCUUGAGUGGAUUGCCGACAAUCAGCUCCCCGAUGGUUCAUGGGGCGAUAGUGAAAUCUUUUUUGGUUAUGAUCGGAUAAUCAACACCCUAGCAUGCGUUAUUGCAUUAAAAUCGUGGAAUAUUCAUCCUGAAAAGUACGAAAAAGGAAUUUCGUUUCUGAAAGAAAAAAUAUGUAAGCUUGAAUAUGAGAACGCUGAGCACAUGCCCAUUGGCUUUGAAGUUGCUUUCCCUUCGCUACUGGAAAUAGCUCGAAGUUUAAACAUUGAAGUACUGGAUGAUUCCCCUGCCUUGCAAGAGAUAUAUGCAAAGAGAAACAUAAAGCUAACAAGGAUACCAAGGGACAUAAUGCACAAAGUGCCCACAACACUACUCCAUAGCUUGGAAGGGAUGCCAGGCCUGGACUGGGAAAAGCUUGCUAAACUUCAGUCCCAAGAUGGGUCAUUCUUAUUCUCUCCAUCAUCCACUGCCUUUGCACUCAUGCAAACCAAAGACGAAAACUGCCUCACAUAUUUAAAUAAUGCGGUCCAGAGGUUUCAUGGUGGAGUCCCCAACGUGUACCCGGUGGACUUGUUCGAACACAUGUGGGCUGCGGAUCGUUUGCACCGCCUAGGAAUCUCUAGAUACUUUCAGCCUGAGAUUAAUGAAUGCGUUAAUUAUGUUUACAGAUAUUGGACUGAUGAGGGGAUUUGCUGGGCGAGAAACUCCAAGGUUUAUGAUGUUGAUGAUACGGCCAUGGGAUUCAGGCUACUAAGAUUGCAUGGACAUAAGGUUUCAGCUGAUGUGUUUCAGAACUUUAGGAAAGGAGACGAGUUCUUCUGCUUUGCCGGGCAGUCGACACAAGCUGUGACCGGAAUGUUUAACCUGUACAGGGCUUCUCAGGUGGUCUUUCCCGGAGAGAAGAUCCUCGAGGAUGCAAAGCAGUUCGCGUUCAACUUCUUAAGAGAAAAACAAGCUGCUAAUGAACUCUUUGACAAAUGGAUCAUAAUGAAGGACUUGCCUAGUGAGGUAGGCUAUGCACUGGAACUCCCCUGGUUUGCAAGCUUACCUCGUGUGGAGACCAGAUUCUACAUAGAGCAGUAUGGCGGCGAAGAUGAUGUUUGGAUUGGCAAGACCCUUUACAGGAUGCCCUAUGUGAACAAUAAAACAUAUCUGGAGCUAGCAAAACUAGACUACAACAAUUGCCAAGCCUCGCAUGGGAUGGAGUGGGAGAGAAUUCAAAAGUGGUACUCAGACUGUAAUCUUGGGGACUUUGGAUUAAGUAGAAGGACCCUUCUCUUUGCUUAUUUUUUGGCAGCAGCCAGUAUUUUCGAACCGGAAAGGUCCAACGAACGACUUGCAUGGGUUAAAACGACAGCCUUGGUCGAGGCAAUCACGUCUUACUUUGAUGAGGAGGAAACGAGGAGAGCCUUUCUGCAUGAAUUCAGAAGCAACUCUGAUCCACGGGACUCCAUAAACAGAAGAAGGUCAAAUACGAACAAGGCAGAGCUGGGACGACUCCUCGGGACCUUGCUUCAAACCCUUAACCAUCUCUCUUUGGAGGCCCUGGUUGCGCACGGUCAAGAUAUCGGCCGCCAUUUACGACAAGCGUGGGAAAAGUGGCUGCUGAAGUGGCAUAGUGAAGGCGAUAGGCACAAAGGAGAGGCAGAGUUGCUGGUGGAUAUGAUAAAUUUCACUGCAGGCCGCUCGGUUCGGAAGGAGAUAUUGUCCCAUCCUCAAUAUCAGCGACUAUACGAACAAAUCAACAGAUUAUACUAUCAACUUUGUUUUUACCAAAAGCACAAGCAGGAAUAUAAUCAUGGCAGUCACUCUUCAUAUCCUGACAGCAUCACAAGCCCCGACAUAGAAUCCAACAUGCAAGAACUUGUGCAGUUGGUACUUCAGAACUCCUCAGAUGAUAUUGAUUCUGAUAUCAAGCAAACAUUUCUUGCAAUAGCAAAAAGUUUUUAUUAUGCAGCCUAUUGUGAUCAAGGGACUAUCAACUUCCACAUUGCCAAAGUACUGUUUGAAAGAGUAGUAUGAAUUGUCUUUGUAAAUGAUGUGAUUUGUGAAUUAAGCACAUUCUUCUCCAUCAAUACAUGGGAUUAAAAAGUAAAAAUAGAAGUGAUUCAAUCUUUGUCCAAGUGCCCAAAAAAAUAGAUCGAUUAUGUUCAAAUUAAUAGCUACUUAUUUGUAAAAGUGAAAUUCAUAAUUACAUUAAUAUAGCACAAGUAGAAGAAGAAUAAGCAGAGAAGGAAAGAGCCAGGCAAAAAACACAAAAGUAACCAGUUGACAGAAAGAAUGGCUGCACCAUCCAAAUCUAUCUACCAUACACCUGUGACAAACGAAAUGAAAAUAUUACCCAAAGUGAAAAUUUUAUCCGAGAAGAUCAGUGCUUUUAAAUUUGAGAAGUAUAAA
Molecule: messenger RNA, 2882 nt
Organism: Alnus glutinosa
Lineage: Eukaryota; Viridiplantae; Streptophyta; Magnoliopsida; Fagales; Betulaceae
Product: (-)-kolavenyl diphosphate synthase TPS28, chloroplastic
Exons: 15
Coding region: 66-2507 (813 amino acids)
Biological process (GO): gibberellin biosynthetic process
Cellular component (GO): chloroplast
Molecular function (GO): terpene synthase activity; magnesium ion binding
Source: RefSeq, a predicted model, not a curated record